AUGGAAGGAAGAAAAAAUGUCGCAAACAAUUCGUCGACUACCUCUGCAGUUAAAGUUCCUACAACUUAUGUCUCACCAUUCUCAAAACCCUUACGACCUCCUAUAAUACCAAAGCAACUUCCUCAUACAAUUGCAAACAAUUCGUCGACUACCUCUGCAGUUAAAGUUCCUACAACUUAUGUCUCACCAUUCUCAAAACCCUUACGACCUCCUAUAAUACCAAAGCAACUUCCUCAUACAAUUGCAAACAAUUCGUCGACUACCUCUGCAGUUAAAGUUCCUACAACUUAUGUCUCACCAUUCUCAAAACCCUUACGACCUCCUAUAAUACCAAAGCAACUUCCUCAUACAAUUGCAAACAAAUUGUCCAACAAUUUGAGUUCUUCUUCUCAAAACACAACAGAUACAGUUGUCCAAACAGCACCAGAACAAGUUUCACAUAGUUCUACAAUUCAAGACAAAUUGUCCAACAAUUUGAGUUCUUCUUCUUCUCAAAACACAACAGAAACAUCUGAAACAGAUUUACAACCAGCACCAGAACAAGUUUCACAUAGUUCUACAAGUAUGUUAACAAGAGCACAAUUUCAAGAUUUAAUUUCUCUUGAACAAUAUUCGAGUAACGAAACACAAAGCGACGACUGUAACCUCUCGCUACCCGAAUCCAUUCAAAGAAAAUACGCCAUGAAAAGACUGAAAUUGUUGUAUAAACUUCUUAACAAUUGGGGAGUCGAAGACAACUCAGAUUAUAGUGAAAUGUUUAACAAAGUCAUAGAAUCUGUUAAACCAAUUGAAAACGACAUAAAAAAUCCC
Trichomonas vaginalis G3 is the source of this 810-nucleotide messenger RNA. Its product is annotated as attachment subunit-related family. The record is from RefSeq and is a predicted model, not a curated record. Lineage: Eukaryota; Parabasalia; Trichomonadida; Trichomonadidae. The transcript has a single exon. The annotation marks the transcript as partial.